Messenger RNA from Blepharisma stoltei, 2012 nucleotides. NCBI's taxonomy places the organism in Eukaryota, Ciliophora, Heterotrichea, Heterotrichida, Blepharismidae. The record is from the annotation of a GenBank genome assembly.
AUGGAACCUGCAAUUCAAUCAUGUAUUUUAAGAAUCAACGUAAAGCCUUAUAUAGCAAUUGCUGAUACCAGACGAAAUUUUACCUUAUAAUGUUGAAACAAAGCUUGACCACUUCAGUCAGGCGAUUAUUAAAUCUGAUUCUGAAAGGACCCGUGCGGACCAAUUAACGGCUGAAGAACGCAAAUUCAUUGAGCGUCUCCUUACACGAUAUUGUAAAGAGCAUGAACUUGGAUACAUACAAGGCAUGAAUGAAGUUAUUGGUCCAUUUGUAUAUAUGAUGAGAGACGGUAUCCCAAUUCACAAAGUGUAUAUACCAAUUUGCUAUGAUUUUAGUAUUGCACUCGAUAUUAUUAUAUAAUAAAUAGAAUAAAGCGACCAGAAAGAUUAAUUUUGUUUAUUGCAAAUGGACAUAGCUGCUUCGAGAAUUUCGUUGGUGUAUGCUUGCCUUAUCUAUUUAUUGAUAAAAGCUUGAGACCUGUUCAAGGAUUAUUUUUAAUUUUCAAACUGCUCCUAAGAUACCAUGAGCCUGUAAUUUGCAAUUUUUUGCAGUCAAAGUGCAUAACCCCAGAACUUUUUGCGACUUCUUGAUUCCUCACAGGCUUUGCUGGCAAAAUAAAAAAUUUGGAAGUUUUAUAUAAGAUUUGGGAAGAAAGCAUCAUUGAAGCUGAUCCUUUAUUUUUCUGUUUCAUUGGGAUUGCAUUUCUAAAAAAAUUCAAGAAUUUUAUAAUGAGUGCUGAGGACGAGAGGCUUGCCUCAUCAAUUUCCAGAAUGUUUGACUCAGAAAUAAUUGACCCUGGCGAAAUAAUUGACUCCGCAAGGAAAAUGAAGAAAAAUAUGCCGAAUUCUAUGCACAGCAAAUUGGCAAGCUAUGAGCUAUAUGACUUAGAAACAAUCAACUCAACAAUACAAAAUCUUAAAAAAGAGUGCACGCUGUCAAUUCUUUCACGAGAAGCAAUGCAGAGGUGUUAUCCUGAUGUCAAUUUUUGUGGAUGCACACACAGGGCGUGCUCGUGGUGCACUGCAAGUGAAAAUGAUGUACUUGUAAUGAUUUUAGACUGCAGAACUGAGUAUGAGCAGAAAGCAGGGGUUUAUCCAAAUACAGCACUUUUAGACCCAAAUGCAUAUAAAGACCACAAUAUACUCAUGCAAAUUCCAGAUAUGCUGGAAGGAAUCAAAGGGGUUUAUCAUAUCUGUCUGCUAGGAAGCAAGUGUUUCAGAACUUCCAAUUUUGAUUUGUCUGGAAGCUAUGACACCAAUAACCAAGAUGCGGUCCAAAAUAUGUUAGAAAAUUUAUUGCAAAUCCUUUUUGCAAAAGAUUUUCCUUAUGUAAGCGUUGUAGAAGGAGGUUUUGAGCGAUGUCAUGAGAUCGCGUUAUAUAAUGACUUGCUGAUUACCAAUCAUUCUCAUGAUUAUUGCUUGGUCUGUUCUCCAAAUGGGCCUAAAUAUACUUCAAUAGUUAAAAAUAAGUUGUCAAACCUGAAAAGGUCAAUGGUUGGAAGAGUUCGAGCGCUUUCUUUGAACUUAAAAGGGAUUGGAAAAUCAAUUUCUCUCCUUGAGCCAUCAAAAAAGACAGAAAGAGAAAAUAUUCCACUAGUGGUAAGUGCAAAUACAAAAUAUUUUUUAUGUAAACAAUAUGACAAGUCAACAGGAGAAAAGUCCCAAGAUAAGCCAUUUUUCUAUAACUAACUAUAAAAGCACCAAUAAUCUAUAUAUUAAAAUAGCCACCAUCGAAAUAGAAUAAUUUUUCACUGGUGGUUUCAGAUUCAGAUAUCUACCUAGGCCUCGCUCCAAGCUCAGAUCCCAAAAAAAUAGUGGAACUGAUUGGCUGCUUCAAGAUUGAGAAUUUACUGAAGAUGAGCUCUCCAAGAAAUAUAGAAAAUAAUAUCACUCUUCAUUUCAGUAAUUUAGAUAAGCCUCUCUCAUUAUUGAUGACCUCGAAGUCUCAAAUGCAAAGUUGCGUGGAAUUUAUUUCCAAAAAAUACCAUAAUCUCAAACCAAGUCUUAAUAAUUAA